Cinclus cinclus is the source of this 5327-nucleotide messenger RNA. RefSeq names its product ring finger protein 170 (gene RNF170). The transcript has 6 exons. Gene Ontology annotation, molecular function: ubiquitin protein ligase activity. NCBI's taxonomy places the organism in Eukaryota, Metazoa, Chordata, Aves, Passeriformes, Cinclidae. The coding region runs from base 972 to 1973 and encodes 333 amino acids. The record is from RefSeq and is a predicted model, not a curated record.
UAAGCUUCUGAACACAGAGUAGUUUUCAAAACCAAGGGAACUCAGUUUUAGUGACACAGAGGCAUCGUUGAACUUACUGAAGAGGAAAUGUCUAUGUGAGAAAUAUUGCUGAGGUAGCAUUACUUGAGAGCAAGCUACAAAAUAAACUAUAGGUGGAAAAACUUGAUUGGAUUCCAAGGCAGUGCUGCUGUUCAGAACCAGGAGAUCACAAAGUAUUCUUAAGAAGUACAUUCACUUCACCUUGCCUUUUUUUCCCCAAAAGCUGUUUCACUUAUCAGAUUUAAGAAUGCAUUUUUUUCAUCUGCUCUGUUAAGAUUUCUCUGCCCUUCAUAUUGACAUUUUGGCAGUUGUGACUUGAAUUUUAAGUGUUUCAUUUGAAACAUAACUUUAUUUUUGAACUCUAGAAAGUCAAGUAAGAAAUAUUAAAGAAGAAGUAGUGGAACAAGUGUCAGCGGCUGGUAAGCGUAGCAGGAGUUCAGUCAGAAUUAAGUUCAGGGAGAUGAUGCAUCAAUUAUGAAGAGUUACUUAAGGAGGAAGAUAAGGCUAGUUAUUGACUGCUUCUGCUGUGUAAUGAGGUAGGUAAAAAGUUUGACUGUGAAUCCUGUUGCAUACCUUGAUGGUUUAUUUUCUGGAGGGGCAAACAAACAAAAAACACAGAACUUACAGACUUUGGAGGUCUGCACUGUAUGAUUAGUGUCCAGUGUCAGGACUUGAGGAAACACAUGAAGUUGAGUCAGAGGAGAUUAAGGUUAGAUAUCAGAAAAAAGUUUUUCACCCAGAAGAUGGUUGAACGUUGGAACAGGCUCCCCAGGGAAGUCUCAGCACCAGCCUGACAGAGUUGAAGAUGUGUUUGGGCAAUAUGCUCAGGCAUAUGUGUCUUGAGGUGUCCAUGUAGGGCCAGGAGGUGAACUGAAUGAUCCUGAUGGGUCCCUUCCAACUCAGCAUAUUCUCUGACUGUUAUUCUAUGACUGAUGACUGAAAGAAAGUCUGACCAGUAUCCUCUUAGCUCCCUGCUCAGCCUUCUGGUACUUUCUGAAAUUGUCUGUAUUCAGCAGCACUCUUCAUCUGUCUCCUUUGUAUUGUUGCCAUCAAAAUUUAUACAGUAUGCUAGAAAACCUGUACAGUACAAAAAUUAUAGUACUUUUAAUUUAUUUAGCACUGAGGGGGAAGUGAAGGAGGAAAACAGUAUUUUCUUUUUCUUCUCUAGUUACAUUAGACAAUACAGUGGUCUUUGUGUUCCUUAUAUGAUAUUCAUUACCCUGCUUUUUUUCUUUGUCUUUAUUGCUUCUGUAGCAGCAGAACUGAAAUACUUAAGCUGGUUAGGAACAGGUCACAGAAAUGAACAUCAGAACAUACAUCCAGAAAAUCAGGAGCUAGUGCAAGCUCUUCGUCAGCAGCUUCAAACUGAUCAGCAGGAUGCUUCUGCUGGUGAUAGGCAUCGCUUCUAUACAGAUAUGUCGUGUCCAGUCUGUUUGCAACAGGCUACAUUUCCUAUAGAAACAAACUGUGGACAUCUCUUCUGUGGUUCCUGCAUUAUUGCCUACUGGAGGUAUGGCUCAUGGCUGGGAGCCAUCCGCUGUCCAAUCUGCAGACAGACGGUAACACUAUUCUUACCACUCUUUGGUGAAGAUCAGCAGGGCGCAGCCCAAGUGUUUCAAGAUGUUAACGAUUACAAUCGAAGGUUCUCAGGACAGCCCAGAUCGAUUAUGGAAAGAAUUAUGGAUCUCCCCACUUUAUUGCGACAUGCUUUCAGGGAGAUGUUUUCUGUAGGGGGCCUCUUCUGGAUGUUUCGCAUCAGAAUAUUCCUCUGCUUGAUUGGAGCCUUGCUGUACCUGGCUUCACCUCUGGAUUUUCUUCCUGAAGCUCUGUUUGGAAUUCUGGGGUUCUUGGAUGAUUUCUUUGUAAUUUUUCUUCUGCUGAUCUAUAUCUCUAUCAUGUACAGAGAAGUGGUAACACAGCGUCUAAAUAGAUGAAAUGGACAAAAGUGACCUAAAAGCACAGUCAGUUGUGGAAUGUUUUAAAAAGAAAACUAUAACGUAAGUAUGAUAUAGCAAGGUGCCUGCUUUAUCAUCUGUAUGAUUUCAGUAGAAACAAUUUCUUCGCUGGUUAUGUUAUACAAACAUAAAGGGUUAGUAUAUGGUGAUGCUUAACUGGAAUCUUUAAUUUAAUAUGCAUUACAUAUGCUUCAUAAGGAUGAGGUUAGUUUUAUAAUGUUGUAAUAAACCUCCUUCAUCUACUUCCACCAGAUGAACAGCUGUGUGUAAUGAAAGCAGGAAACAAUUUUUGUGGUGUGUUGUGGUUUGUGAUAAAAGAGUUCUAGCAAAGUACUUCAAACAAAAAGCCUGUUUGCAUAAUCUAGAUGUGUAAGAAAAUUCAGAAAUUCUUCACAGUAUAGUUAUCAUGGCUAAAUUGUUUGAUGUCUUGCUGUUGUAGGCUACAGUUUUUUGAAAUAAAAGUAGCUUUGUUUGUCUCUGUGGAAGAAGAAACCCAAGGACCACAUUACAGCUAUCACCCUGCAGUUUGCUGUUGUCAUCAUGCUUCAGAAGAAUAAGGAUAAUACCUUGGUAUUGCUUGAACUGCACUGUGUACAGUUGCAUGCAAUUUGUACCAUUUUAUUUUUAUAUUUGGGAAUAUACACACAGUAUCUGCACUACAUAGAGAAAUCAGUAUUAUGCACGUCACACUUGUUAGUGCUCUAUUUUUUUUAAGUGAGAGCAUGUUUUUUCUCUUCAGACUUUUUUAUUUGGCAAGUAUAUAUCUUAGAAGCAGAGGUUGUGUGUUGCUUUGGGUCAAUGCAGUAUGUGUGAAAUGCAGCUUUGCAUUUCUGUAGAAGCAUUUGGCCAAUUGGAGAGGAUACUCAAAUUCCAAAUAGUGGUUGAAAUAAAGAAGUCAGAACUGGAUGUUUACACUACAUGUACAUAUAUUUGUAUGUGUACAGUGUAGUUGUUUACCCAAAUAUGCAUUCUGCAGUAUAUGUGUACUAAACAAUAUAGAUACUGGGAUGAUUUUCAAUUGGAGUUCUCUUGUUUGGUUGGUUGUUUGAUUUGGAUGUUGAAAGAAGAGGUUCUGAAUUACCUUGAAAAAGAGUCUGUGAUAACAGAGAGGACCACAAAAAAAUCUUGAAAGUGUUUUCAAAAAUACCAGGGUAUUAAUUAUCCUUAAACCUGAUAUUUUUUUUCAUGUUGAAUUUCAGCAUAGGCUAUCAUAGCUGUACAAGUAAUUUGAAAAUGCUUUCGUUUUGAGCAAUGAUUACCAUAAAGGUCCAGGAUAUGACAGAUCAUUGUACUUUUUACCUAGAGGAAUCAUAAUUGCAAUUUAACUUCCUGAGUACUUGAAAGACAGUGAAUGAACAGGUGAUUCUUUGUGUGUUUACAUACAUGGAACGAAAGGGACCUUUUCACUGCUUCUGUGUUUUCCCCUUGCAGGUGUCCUUCCACAGCUUCUAGCACUUAGACCUGUGCAGGAAGAUGAUAGAACAGAAACCUCAGGUGUCAGUCAUUGAGGGUGCAGAUUGUCCUUCAGUGUCAGUGUUCUAAAUGACAUUCAUUUAAAACUAAAUUCAUUGACUCUUCAUUUGAAAAUUUAGUUUUAGAAGUCCAAGGACACUUUACAGAUGAACUGGAAAGCUAAACUUUUCUUUUUGCUGUUUGUUAGAGAUGGAUAAGGAGGGAAAAGGGAAGUGAAGCAAGGUUUGGAGGAAGAGAGCUAGAGAGAAAAUUACAUUUUUGGAAGCAAAUGCUAGCUAACUUGUCUUGAGCAUCUUAGUUGAGCUUUUCCCACUGUGUUGGCAUUGCUAAAGUAUGGUGGUGUUUUAGCGGCUACCUCAAUUAAAACUCUUUAAGGUAUUAUUGAGUAAGGGUGAGAUAUUCAUAAGCCAUUAGGUGCAUUUACUAAGCAAGAUAGUAGUGUAGGAUGUUAUGUAAGACAGGAUUUCACAGUUUUGCUGUAAGUAUUUUUUUUAUUGUUUUGGGGUUUUCUUUCCCAAGAAAUCUAGUUGAAAACAAACCUCAAAAAUUCUUUUUUGAUUGAGUAAAUUUAACAUCCUCUUUUCUCCUGGAGUUUAAGUUGUAGGUCUGCUUAGAGAAGAGUGUGAACUGUUCUUGUAGUGUAAUUGGAUUUUGUUCACGGAAUUUGUUGAUCUAGUACCUCAUCCAUACUUUUAUCCUAUGAUUGUAAUUUUCCUAUGACUCUCUAAAUCCAGAGUGGAUAUAGAUGCACAUGAAGCUGCUUACUGAUUGGUUUUCUUUGAAUUUCUCAAUUCCAUGUGCUACUUUGAAGUUCAUGUGGAAAUUCUCUAUCCCAUCUAAGAGGAUCCUGUGUAUCUGAAAUCAUACAUGAACAUACAUCUGAAAGACUAUAUGAAGUUUACCACCCAUGUUCCUUUUCUUCAAUAAGUUUCUGAUAGCCAGAAGGGUUUCACUCAGAUGCAUCUGUUUCCUUCUGAGUACUGAGUAACACUGCAGUCGUAAAUUCAACACAUUAAAUGCUUGACAGAAUUAGGACUGUUCUUUUCGGUGAUAUGCGUGCUUGCUUGUGGAUAUACUUUUUUGGUCGUGCAAGCCAGUGAUAAACAGUAUUAUGACUUGUUCAGGCCUUUUUGUGUAAUGCAGAGAUGCAUCUGUCCUGCAAUGCCUGGCCACUGCUCCUUUCCACAAAUUUGAAGUAGAUAUAAAUUAGCUAUCUUGGGUACUUAGCUUGAGCUUAACCUAAGCUCUAGAACUCCCAAGAAGCUGGAGAAUAAAAUAUGGGCAUGUAGUAUUCCUGAACUGUGUGCUGCCAUGUUGUUCUGGCAGCAAUGUGAAAGGUAAGUGUUAGGGCUGAACACUGUCUUCAGAAUGUGGAGGAAAUAUAUGAUGCUGUGUGCAGAGUGACUGAAACACUGCUGUGGUUUUGUCUCCUGAGAUGGGGCAGGCUUGUCACUAAGGGAGAAAAAUUUAAAAAAGGAAAACUAUAGCAGGAAGAUGUAUGGGGAUAAAACACAGUUCUUAAAAGAUCAUGUGGGCACCAAAAGCUAUGUGAAAUAUUUGAUUGUUCUAGCAAUACUAACAAAGAGGGAAACAAAAAUAAUACUUAAUAGCUCUUGCAAAAUAACUUGUAGCAUCUUGAGGCCUAAUGAUCAUCGCUGUAUAGAGCGAUCCAUUUCUGUGCUGUUUGUGUGCCACACCAUUGAUGUCUGUGAUGAUCAGGCAGAAUGGUGUGGUUUGGGGAUACAAUUUUGCCGUAAGUUUCAUAGAACUGUAGCAGUAUGUUACUCUAGAUUUUUAAGACAAAAGAGUUUAAAACUACUUGUUGUUACUUUUAAUGAUAAUAAAUUGCUGUUGAAGAGA